Molecule: messenger RNA, 1547 nt
Organism: Balaenoptera ricei (Rice's whale)
Lineage: Eukaryota; Metazoa; Chordata; Mammalia; Artiodactyla; Balaenopteridae
Product: bone morphogenetic protein 8B-like
Exons: 7
Coding region: 1-1215 (404 amino acids)
Biological process (GO): SMAD protein signal transduction
Cellular component (GO): extracellular region
Molecular function (GO): cytokine activity; growth factor activity
Source: RefSeq, a predicted model, not a curated record
AUGGCCGUGCGCCCCGGGCCGCUCUGGCUGCUGGGCCUGGCGCUGUGCGCGCUGAGCGGCGGCGGCGCCUCUGGCCCGCGCCCCUCGCCCGGCUGCCCGCAACGGCGCCUGGGCCCGCGCGAGCGCCGCGACCUGCAGCGCGAGAUCCUGGCGGUGCUCGGGCUGCCCGGGCGGCCCCGGCCCCGCGCGCCGCCCUCCGCCGCCGCCCGGCUGCCUGCGUCCGCGCCGCUCUUCAUGCUGGACCUGUAUCGCGCCAUGGCCGGCGACGACGACGAGGACGGCGGGACCCCCGAGCGGCGCCUGGGCCGCGCCGACCUGGUCAUGAGCUUCGUCAACAUGGUGGAGCGGGACCGCACCCUGGGCCACCAGGAGCCCCAGUGGAAGGAGUUCCGCUUUGACCUGACCCAGAUCCCGGCGGGGGAGGCCGUCACCGCCGCGGAGUUCCGGAUUUACAAGCUGCCCAGUACCCACCUGCUCAACUGGACCCUCCACGUCAGCAUGUUUGAGGUGGUCCUGGAGCAGUCCAACAGGGAGUCUGACUUGUUCUUUUUGGAUCUUCAGACGCUCCGAUCUGGGGACGAGGGCUGGCUGGUGUUGGACGUGACAGCAGCCAGUGACCGAUGGCUCUUAAACCGUAACAAGGACCUGGGACUCCGCCUCUAUGUGGAAACAGAUGAUGGGCGCAGCGUGGAUCCUGGCCUGGCCGGUCUGCUGGGGCAACAGGCACCGCGCUCCAAACAGCCUUUCGUGGUCACCUUUUUCAGGGCGAGCCCCGGCCCCGUCCGAGCCCCUCGGGCGGUGAGGUCCCUGAAGAGGAGGCUGCCGAAAAGAACCAACGAGCUGCCGCCCCCAAACAAACUGCCGGGGAUCUUCGACGACGUCCACGGCUCCCACGGCCGACAGGUGUGCCGUAGGCAUGAGCUCUAUGUCAGCUUCCAGGACCUUGGCUGGCUGGACUGGGUCAUCGCCCCCCAAGGCUACUCAGCCUAUUACUGUGAAGGGGAGUGCUCCUUCCCACUGGACUCCUGCAUGAACGCCACCAACCACGCCAUCCUGCAGUCCCUGGUGCACCUGAUGAAGCCUGACGCGGUCCCCAAGGCGUGCUGCGCGCCCACCAAGCUGAGCGCCACCUCCGUGCUCUACUACGACAGCAGCAACAACGUCAUCCUGCGCAAGCACCGCAACAUGGUGGUCCGCGCCUGCGGCUGCCACUGAGGCCCCGCCCCGCCUGCUGCGCCGCCCCUCCCGGGUCAGCUCAACCCUCCGCAGGGGGCACCCCCAACGCCCUCACAGCUCAGGCAGGGCGGCAGCCAGGGCGCCCCUCCGCUGCCCACAUCCUGCCAGGGACUGGUCCUCCCCAGGCCCCUCUGCCCCGCCCCCGCCCGGCGCCUGAGGUGGUGGUGGAACUCCGGCCUGGUGGUCUGCGUCCGCAGCAGGGUCCUACCCCAGCCCCCUCCCCAGAGGCACGGGCUGACCGUUCUUUGCGGUUGGCAGAGUCCUGUCUGAGGACCUGCCCUUGUCCACUGCUGACCCAGCUGUGGGCGGAU